Exophiala viscosa is the source of this 1134-nucleotide messenger RNA. Its product is annotated as ATP synthase D chain, mitochondrial. The record is from RefSeq and is a predicted model, not a curated record. Gene Ontology annotation, biological process: proton motive force-driven ATP synthesis; protein targeting to membrane. Gene Ontology annotation, cellular component: cytoplasm; nascent polypeptide-associated complex. NCBI's taxonomy places the organism in Eukaryota, Fungi, Ascomycota, Eurotiomycetes, Chaetothyriales, Herpotrichiellaceae. Gene Ontology annotation, molecular function: proton transmembrane transporter activity. The coding region runs from base 1 to 1134 and encodes 377 amino acids. The transcript has 5 exons.
AUGUCGAACCCAAGAAUAGAAGAGCUCCCAGAUGACGAGCCCACCAAGAACACCACAGCGGAUGAUGCGUCCAGCUCAUCUGACUCUGAAGUCGAGGCUGGCGGAGAGGGCGAGGCCAACAUCCCAGCUGGCUCUGCCGUCGCAGUCCACAGCCGAAACGAGAAGAAGGCACGAAAGGCCAUCGGCAAGUUGGGCUUGAAGCAUGUCCCAGGAAUCACACGAGUCACAUUGAGAAGACCUAAGGGAGUUCUCUUUGUCAUCUCCAACCCCGAUGUCUACCGCUCCCCAACCAGCAACACUUGGAUCAUCUUCGGAGAAGCCAAGAUCGAGGAUCUCAACUCCCAAUCGCAAGCCGCCGCCGCUCAACAACUUGCUGCUGCCGAGGCCGCCAACGCUGAUCACUCCGGUCACGACCACGCCAACGAGAAUGGCAAGGGCAAGGCCGUUGAGGAGAAGAAGCCCGAGGAAGAGGACGACGAUGACGAAGAAGUGGAUGACAGUGGUCUUGAGGCUAAGGACAUUGAGCUCGUCAUGACACAGGCAUCAGUGUCGCGAAAGAAGGCUGUCAAGGCGCUCAAGGAGAAUGGCAAUGAUAUAGUCAACUCCAUUAUGGCGCUAAGUUCCCGCGCAGCAAUGAAGCUCGACUGGAGCAAAGUCGGCACGCAGCUCGGCCUUCGAGGCAGCACGGCCACCGCUCUCGCCAACUUCAAAAAGCGAAACGAUGACGCCCGACGACGAGUUCAAGUCCUGUCCGAGGAGCCCACGACUGUGGAUUUCGGCCACUACCGAUCACUCCUGAAGAACUCGGCCGUCAUCGACGAGAUCGAGCAGUACUUCAAGACGUUCCAGCCCAAGACCUACGACGUGAACAAGCAGCUUAAAGCGAUCGAGAGUUUUGAGCAAGUCGCGCUUAAGAAUGCCGAGGAGACGAAGACCAAGGUCGAGGUGGAAUUGAAGAGCUUGGAGAAGGCGCUGAACGAUAUCGAGGGUGCAAGACCGUGGGAGGAGAUGACCGUGGACGAAAUUACUGCUGCCGCCCCAGAAAUCGACGAGUACACGGCGAGAUUGGUCAAGAAGGGACGAUGGAUGCCUCCUGGAUACUUGGAGAGAUUCCCCAACCUGUCUGUUCUAUAG